GUAUAUAUAAAAACAUUUUAUGACAUCCAACGUUUCUUCUGAAAGGGAGUUACCUCUAACUUUGGAAGGGCUUUACACUACGUUAAAAUAUUGCUCUGAGGAUUUGAUUGCGCUCCGAUCUAAUAGCAUCAGGUCAGGUACUGAUGUUUUUGGAUGAUUGAGCAUGGACCACAAACAUGUUCAGUAGUGCUCCGGCACUUCCGAGAACUGCUCUACAACCCAGCGCUCAGAUGUUUUACUGCCACAUCUAAAACCACAACCAGAUUCUCGUCGAGGUCACUCAGACUUGGGCCACUGUGAGCUAUAAAAAUGAACAAAACCAUUACACUAUGGGCAGACAUUUCAGAUACCACAGGGCUGGUGUUUACAAAAAGACUAAACUGAUCAGAUUCCUUUGACGGUCGGUGACACGAAUGCUGAACAGUGCGCUUGCUCUAUUCUAAAGUGGCUGUCUGCAGUUUUGUUAAUGUUUCAACUUUACAGUAAUUCUUAUUGUGUCCUAAACCACGGUGACCUUAAUAAAGACCUGAAUGCGGUUUGAUGUAGGAGGUUGUGUCGAUGUAUAUUUGACUAAUGCGUUUUAGUGUUUGUUAAUUCUGCUAUCCUUGUCGUUCCCGUUCUAGACAAGCUAAAUUUAUGCCCCACAUAUUCCUCGGCCAGUCGACUACAUUUCAACAAAAUUUAUAGUGCUAAAUAACAUCUUUAUGGUCUAAAUAACAAAUUUAGACCACAAAAGCUUUUCAGUCUGCACUGACAUUGUAGACUGCCUUAACCCGUCUCAGGGAAACUGACCCAUGACUAUGUAAAUAUGUUCGCUGGGGAAUUUCGAGUUCCAGAUCGGCACCAAAACACAAAUGUAAAAAUAGUGAAAUGUUGCGGAGCUUUUUGAACUUUUAUUUUGAAAAUCGUUUAACCGAUGGCUCACCGGAAGUGACUAACUGGCGUUUCAUGGUUCUGAUUUCCCUUCAAUAUUUCGAAGAUGACAAGACCCAAACCAGAAGAUGAUGAAUACUGGAACAGCUCCAAAUUCAGCGCCUUCACGUUUGAUGACGAAGACGAUGAAUUUACAAAGAUGAAAGAAUCAAAACGUGCUGUGAAUAGCAUGCUUGUUGAUGAUGACGACGACGAUGAUGAUGUGGAGAAGGUCAGCUGGAGUGGGGAGCCUAUUGGAAGUAUCUCCUGGUCUGUCAAAGAGACAGCGUCCAGCAUCCGUUCCAGUGGAGAACAAAGCUUUCCAAAAAUCGACAUCACCCCUUCGUUGCCUAAACAGGGUUCUGGUUACUCCUUAAGUUCUUUGUUCAAAGGAAGGAGCAAGCAAUUCCAGUCUUUUUCAGAAUCUUUUACUGACACUUCUGUCAGAGCAUAUGCACCAGAACUGCGCAAACCAAAGUCAGAGUGUAAGGACUAUAUGAGUGAUUGGAGUCCUGAGGAGACAGUACGGAGAAUGCGGAAGGGAAAGGUGUUUUCCCUGGAGAGAUUCCGCUCACUACAGGAAAAAUUGCUACUGUUGGAUGAGGCAGUCAGCGAAAAUGAUGGCAAUGUCAUUACUGCGGUCUUAAUAUAUUUAAAGAAAUCAUUAAGUAAAGAAAUCCUCUUCCGAGAGUUAAUGUUGAGGGAAAUAGCUUUGCGGCACUAUGUUCACUAUCUGAAAGAGAUGGGAGAGCAGAAGCUUUUGGUGGAACUAAUGAAGGCCCUUGGCAGAACAGAUGAUAUGGCGUUAAUGCAGUACAAGGAGCAUUUGAAUAUUAAGGAUGAAGGCCAAAGACGAGACUUCCUUAAAAACUGUCUAAGUCUCCCUUUCUCACAAGAUGAUGCUAUUCAUGUGCAAGAUCACUACACGCUUCUGGAGAGGCAGAUCAUCAUAGAGGCUAAUGACAAGAGGGGAGACGCAGAGAUUUUUAAGAAGUUCCCAAGAAAAGCUUCCAUCUUAAACAUGCCAAUCAUCACCACUCUGUACUACUCUUGCUUCUACCACUACGGAGAGUCUGAUGGCACUUUCAGCAGUCCAGCUAACAUCAGGAAAACAUUCAGGAUUUCAGAAAAGCAGUACAUCCUCACAGCUCUUGGAGCAAGGGCAAAGUUGAAAUCCUGGUUUGAUGUGGAUAGUUUAUUCAACACCAAGAACUGGCUGGGCUACACCAAGAAGAGAUCCCCCAUCGGCUUUCACAGAGUGGUGGAUAUCCUGCAGAAAAACAACGCCCCUGUACAGGUGUUGCAAGAAUACAUGAAUCUGAUUGAUGACCCAGAGCUGAAGCUCAGCCUGGCUCAGAAAUAUAAAUGUCAUGACAUUGUCAUUGAUACAUACAGAGACCUGAAAGACCGGCAGCAACUGAUUGUGUACCGUGGGAAAGUUGAGCGUGGCUCAAAAGAAGACAAGAAGAUUGAGGAGCUCCUCUGUAACAUGCAAAUCAGAUGGAAGAAUUGAAUCUUGUAUGCGCUGCAAACUUGAGGACGACGUAUUGAACCAGACGUAUUGAAAUGAGCAUACUCUGAGACUUCAGCUGACACAUGGCCGCACUCCCUCCCUAAAAGGACUUCAAAAGAAAGGCUUUCACUAUGUCAGUGUCACCAUCUGAAACCAGCCGUGGUAACUUUGCCAUGACAGUGAAGCAUUGAAAAAACGACAACUGGGUCAUGGAUAAAGAAACAUUUAAAACUUCGGCCAUUAUCUUUGUCCUUGUAAUAUUUCCUUCUUCGUCUUUUCAUUUAUAAGCUUCUUAUGACUGUAGAGCUGCCAAGUGUCCUUUUGCCAACGACAGCUGAACACUAACAUGCGUUUUCAGGAAAAAGUGCAAUUCCAGGAGCUGCUCAGCACUGCACGGAUAAAACUGUAUAUAGUCCCCACUUACAAUGCCAUGUGUCUCUGUAUUGAACAUUCCUGAUCAAAGGCUUUUUGUAUCAAAAAGGUGAAAAUAAAAUAAUUUAAUGAAAACAUA
Pygocentrus nattereri (red-bellied piranha) is the source of this 2936-nucleotide messenger RNA. RefSeq names its product VPS33B interacting protein, apical-basolateral polarity regulator, spe-39 homolog (gene vipas39). The record is from RefSeq and is a predicted model, not a curated record. Lineage: Eukaryota; Metazoa; Chordata; Actinopteri; Characiformes; Serrasalmidae. Gene Ontology annotation, biological process: intracellular protein transport; vacuolar transport. The coding region runs from base 980 to 2425 and encodes 481 amino acids. Gene Ontology annotation, cellular component: cytoplasm. The transcript is spliced from 19 exons.